GCCGGCGGCCCCGAGGGCGGGCCGGGCCCGGGGGCCUGGGACAAGGAGCCCAACGGGGGUCCGCCGCCCCGCAGCCCGGGCCGGGCCUCCCCCGGCCAGCGGGCCGGGGAGCGGCCCAAGAAGUCGGCCGUGGGCAGCAGCUUCAGCUACCCGGACGUGAAGCUGAAGGGGAUCCCCGUGUACCCCGAGCGGGGCAGCCCCCGGGCGAGCCCGAGCCCGGCCGCCGGGAGCCCCCGGCCCGCCCCGGCAGCGGUGGCGGCGGCGGCGGCGGCUGGGGGGGCCGGGGGCGACGGCCACCGCAGCUCGGAGGAGUACUACUCCUUCCACGAGUCCGACCUGGACCUGCACGAGCUGGGCGGCGGGUCCAUGUCCAGCCGCGAGAUCGACGUGCUCAUCUUCAAGAAGCUGACGGAGCUGUUCAGCGUCCACCAGAUCGACGAGCUGGCCAAGUGCACGUCCGACACCGUCUUCCUGGAGAAGACCAACAAGAUCUCGGACCUCAUCAGCAGCAUCACGCAGGACUACCGACUGGACGAGCAGGACGCCGAGUGCCGCCUGGUGCGGGGCAUCAUCCGCAUCAGCACCCGCAAGAGCCGCGCCCGCCCGCCGGCCCGCGACCCCCGGGGCGGCCGCGCCGCCGCCCCCGACAGCGGCCACGAGACCAUGGUGGGCUCCGUCGUCAGCCAGGACGACCUGACGGUGCAGAUAUCGGAGGAGACCACGGCAGACGUGAUCGCCCGGAACAUGAGACCCUUCAGUGCGCCAGGUUUCCAGAUGAGCCGCGCCUCGUCCUUCCAGGGCACGGAGACGGACUCCUCAGGGACGCCCCUGCUCCAGGGCUACUGCUAGGCCCCCGGGGCCCCACGGACCUCUUCCCCCCGGCCCUCGGCCUCUGCCUCCCUCCAGCCCCGCGACGGUGGGUGGACGGUCUGUUCUCCGCCGUCUACAGAUGCCGCUUGGUGCCUUAGGGCAGCAGGGGCAUCUGGAGGUUGCCCGGGCCCAGGAAGGAGAAAGCGACUUUGGGCUGGGAGGGUACGGACCUCUCCGCCCGCUGCUGGGUAUGUAGCGGCCGACGGGCAGAGGCGCCAGGCUGCCUCGCCUUUCACCCUGGCACCGGGUAUCUGGUCCUCGGCCCUUGCCCGCUGCUGAAGGGGCAUCAGCUGACCAUGGGUUGCCCUCCCAUCCCGC
This is a messenger RNA of Tachyglossus aculeatus (Australian echidna), 1188 nucleotides long. RefSeq names its product keratinocyte differentiation factor 1 (gene KDF1). Gene Ontology annotation, cellular component: cell junction. The record is from RefSeq and is a predicted model, not a curated record. Gene Ontology annotation, biological process: keratinocyte development; regulation of epidermal cell division. NCBI's taxonomy places the organism in Eukaryota, Metazoa, Chordata, Mammalia, Monotremata, Tachyglossidae.